CGGUUGACGCAGCGGGAGCGCUCUGGUGCUCCGCGCGUCAUCAGUGGUGACAUCACCAGGGGCCGCGCGGCCACUGCCGGCCUCGUCCGUCUGUCCGCACGCGCGCACUCGGGGCCAAAGAUCAUAGUUGGAGACGGCAGCCUCGGGAAAUUAAACAUUGUAGAUAAAUUGUGAACGGGGUUAACAAUGCCUGAAGUAAAGUCCAUAUUUCGAGAAGUCCUUCCUAAACAAGGUCAACUCUCCUUUGAGGAUACCCCAACUAUGGUACUCUGCAAACCAAAACUGCUGCCACUUAAAUCAGUAACAUUGGAGAAGAUGGAGAAAAUGCAAAGGGAAGCAGAGGCUACCAUACGGCAACAGGAGCUGGCACAAAGACAACAGCAGUAGGAUGACUUCACAGCGCUGAAUUAUAUCUGUAAAACCACCCACAAAGGCAUUCCUAAUAAACCUGUAAUAAAAUUAAAUGUUUCUUUAAAUAAAGGAUAAUUCCUCAUUUUA
This is a messenger RNA of Leucoraja erinaceus (little skate), 498 nucleotides long. RefSeq names its product BBSome interacting protein 1 (gene bbip1). NCBI's taxonomy places the organism in Eukaryota, Metazoa, Chordata, Chondrichthyes, Rajiformes, Rajidae. Gene Ontology annotation, biological process: cilium assembly; receptor localization to non-motile cilium. The record is from RefSeq and is a predicted model, not a curated record. Gene Ontology annotation, cellular component: BBSome. The transcript has 3 exons. Bases 187 to 387 code for a protein of 66 amino acids.